CCUGAGCUCCGGGCUGGGGUCCCCAGAGUCCCUGGCUUUGGGGGUUGCAGCGGCUCUUCCUUGUCUGGGACCCUGGUCAGCUUCCAGGACCCAACCCAGGUACCUGCCCGGGUCAAGGAGCCUGCAGUGACCGAGGGCCUCAGCUCCAGUCUCCCUAGGAACGUGCUCAGUGAGAGGGAGCGCAGGAGGCGGAUCUCUGUGAGCUGUGAGCGCCUGCGGGCCCUGCUGCCCCAGUUUGAUGGCCGGCGGGAGGACAUGGCCUCCGUCCUGGAGAUGGCUGUGCAGUUUCUUCAGCUCACCCACACCCUGGUUCCUGGUGGGGAGCAGCAUGCUGUUCCUGCUUCCUCCAGGGAGGCUUGGCACAGGUGGAGCGAGGAAGUUCUGCAGUUGACCUUGGCGAGCCAGAUUCCAGCCGGUGGGCCUGACCCUGGGACGGCAGCAUCCACUGUGACUCCGCAGCAGGACCCCCUGGCUGUGGACAAGAGUGAGGUGCUGGACGGGCCACCCUCCCUCCCAGAGCCCUUCAGCCUGGUGCCCCGGCCCCCAUGCUGGCCGCCCUACUCACAGUGGCCGAGCUCCCCCAAGGUGAGCCAGGAGGCUCCUGAUGGUCUGGGCCAGGCGGGGCCCCCAGCCAGAGUCCCCACAUCCCCAGGUGGGCUGGCUGAGGAGGCAGCCCUGACACCUGUGGCAGAUGCCAGGUCUGUGUCAGGAUCCAGUGUGGAGGAUGGGACGUCCUUCCUGCUGACGGCCAGUCCUGACUGGUGGCUGGGGUCCCUGGAGGGAAGAGGAAGCACUGUCCCACCCUGGGCCCCAGCCCGGAGCAGCCCAGCACAGCGGGCAGAGCCAGCCUUCCUGGGCGACCCUGAGCCUGGCUCCCCGGAGCUCCAGGAUGGUCCCCUGGAGCUGUGGGGCUCUGACCUGGGCAGCUGGGGCCUGGAACUGCGGGAGGAGGUGGACGGCAUCCUCCCUGAUUUCCUUGCCUGCUAGCCACUGCCGGAGGGGCAGGACGGCCAGGCCCGGAGCCUGGGCAGCCUGUGUGUCCCUCACGUGCCGGUGCCUUACUUUGGGCUGGGUUGCAGCUGUGCCCUAAUCUGAGCGAGCCUGGCAGGGCUGUGCGCCCGGAGGCUGGAUAUUAAAAAGGGAAAGCGAUUUUCCUGGAGGAGAACAAA
Molecule: messenger RNA, 1169 nt
Organism: Ictidomys tridecemlineatus (thirteen-lined ground squirrel)
Lineage: Eukaryota; Metazoa; Chordata; Mammalia; Rodentia; Sciuridae
Gene: Sohlh1
Product: spermatogenesis and oogenesis specific basic helix-loop-helix 1
Biological process (GO): regulation of DNA-templated transcription; spermatogenesis
Cellular component (GO): nucleus
Molecular function (GO): RNA polymerase II cis-regulatory region sequence-specific DNA binding; protein dimerization activity; DNA-binding transcription factor activity, RNA polymerase II-specific
Source: RefSeq, a predicted model, not a curated record